GUAUAUAUAAAUACCAAGAAGAAUGAUGUUUCGUAAAUGUAAUUUUCUUCUUUGUUAACUUUCAAAUGUGUGCGUCAUCAGCUGAUUGCGUACUACAGUGAUCGGAAAAAUAAACGUUUGACGAAACGUUUUUGAUUUAUUCACCCUGUGUACUUGUAAUCGUAGCAAUAGACAUAUAUAUUUAGUUUUAAGGUUAAUUGUGCAGUUGUGAAUUAAAGCGUGCAGUUUUGAUGAAAGUAUAAUUAAGAAAAGCAAUUGGGGUACCAUGCGCUUGUAUUUUAUUAUCUAUACAAUCAUUUUAUCCUAUUGCAUUUUAUCUAUAGAAUCAAGACAUUUUAGGAACAAACAAAUAUCUCCUGUUAUAUUUGUUCCAGGAGAUGGGGGUAGCCAAGUUGAAGCAAAAAUCAACAAAACAACGGUAGUACAUUAUGUAUGUGAGAAAACUUCCAAUGAUUAUUUUAAUAUCUGGUUAAACUUGGAAUUACUUGUUCCACUUGUUAUAGACUGUUGGAUUGAUAAUAUGAAACUGAAUUAUGACAAUGUUACAAGAACAACAAGAAACCAAGAUGGUGUUGAUAUUCGUAUACCAGGUUGGGGUGAUCCAUUUGUUGUUGAAUACUUAGAUCCAAGCAAAGCUUCUCCUGGAGUUUAUUUUAAAGAUAUUGGCAAUAUGCUAGUUAAUAACCUUGGAUAUAUUAGGAAUUAUUCUUUACGUGGUGCACCUUAUGAUUUUAGAAAAGGACCCAAUGAAAAUGAAGAAUUUUUUAAUAAGUUGAAAACAUUAGUUGAAGAGACAUAUAUUAUGAAUAAGCAAGUUCCAGUAACAUUAUUAGCACAUAGUAUGGGUGGUCCAAUGACACUUAUUUUUUUGCAACGUCAAAGUCAAGAAUGGAAAGAUAAAUACAUAAACCGUUUGAUUACACUUGCAGCUGUUUGGGGUGGUAGUGUAAAGGCACUUAAAGUAUUUGCUAUUGGCGAUGAUUUAGGUGCAUAUCUUUUACGUCAAACUGUUCUUAAAGAUGAACAAAUAACUAGUCCUAGUUUAGGAUGGUUAUUACCAUCAAGAUUAUUUUGGAAGGAAUCAGAAAUAUUGGUACAAUCAGAACAAAAAAACUAUACAUUAACCACGUUACAAGAUUAUUUAAUAGAUAUAAAUGUACCAAAUGGUUGGGAAUUUUGGAAGGAUAAUGAAAAAUAUCAAUUAAAUUUUACUCCUCCAGGGGUUGAGGUUCACUGUUUAUAUGGAACUGGUUUGGAUACAGUACAAAAGUUAUACUAUAAACCUGGUACAUCAAUAGAGGAUAUUCCUCAAUUAGUGCCUGGUGACGGCGAUGGCACUGUAAAUUUAAGAAGUUUAGAAGGUUGUAAAUAUUGGCAGGGGAAGCAAAAACAAAAAGUUUAUUCUCAAACCUUUUCUGGUGUUGAUCAUAUGGAUAUUCUUAGAAAUAUCAACGUUUUGACUUACAUCAAAACAAUUUUACAAGUAUAAUAUUCUUAAAUGUAGCUGAAAUUUUAGAAAAAUAGUACAUUAUAAUUUCAUAAUAAAUACAUUUCGUGAUAAUAAGUUGCA
Messenger RNA from Osmia bicornis bicornis, 1570 nucleotides. RefSeq names its product phospholipase A2 group XV-like. The transcript has 7 exons. Gene Ontology annotation, biological process: lipid metabolic process. Lineage: Eukaryota; Metazoa; Arthropoda; Insecta; Hymenoptera; Megachilidae. The record is from RefSeq and is a predicted model, not a curated record. The coding region runs from base 266 to 1489 and encodes 407 amino acids.